This is a messenger RNA of Pelobates fuscus (common spadefoot toad), 2592 nucleotides long. RefSeq names its product galanin receptor 3 (gene GALR3). Gene Ontology annotation, cellular component: plasma membrane. Lineage: Eukaryota; Metazoa; Chordata; Amphibia; Anura; Pelobatidae. Gene Ontology annotation, biological process: G protein-coupled receptor signaling pathway. The record is from RefSeq and is a predicted model, not a curated record. The coding region runs from base 192 to 1346 and encodes 384 amino acids. Gene Ontology annotation, molecular function: G protein-coupled receptor activity. The transcript is spliced from 3 exons.
CAGCAUCACUAGAAAAAAAAAGCAGAAAAUGAACAGUGGACUUUUUAAUUAAAAAAAAAAUUGUCGAAAAAGAAACUGAUUCACCAGACACCACAGAAGAUCCUAUGGUUCGAGGAUAUCUUUGGUCCCAUCUUUGCCCAUGCCUUUGCAGAACUGGUGACUCUCCUUUGAGAGACUCUGAUGUGUGAGAGAUGUCUCAGGCAUGGAAUGGCUCAACUUCCACAGAGCUACCCCCAGGAGGAAUCAUUGUGCCAGUUGUCUUCUCACUAAUAUUUGCCCUGGGCACAGUGGGGAAUGGACUAGUCUUGGUCGUGCUACUGCGAAACGUACAGACCAAGUACAACACCACCAAUCUCUUCAUCCUGAAUCUGGGGGUUGCAGAUCUUUGCUUCAUAUUGCUGUGUGUGCCAUUCCAGGCCACCAUAUACACUCUGGACGGAUGGCUGUUUGGGGCUUUCCUCUGCAAAGCUGUUCACUUCUCCAUCUACCUAUCCAUGUAUGCAAGCAGCUUCACCCUGGCUGCCGUCUCAGUGGACAGGUAUCUUGCAAUCCGUUACCCUCUGAAGUCUAGAGAUCUUCGUACAUCUCGGAAUGCCUUGGCUGCAAUUGGAGUCAUAUGGGCCCUAUCAAUCUUGUUUGCAGGCCCUUAUCUUAGCUAUUAUCAUAUAAUCCUCUACAAUCAAGUGCCCAUCUGCAUCCCUAAUUGGGAGGACAGGAGGAGAAAGAUCAUGGAUGUCUCCACUUUUGUCUUUGGGUACCUUCUUCCUGUGCUCAUCCUUGGACUAUCUUAUGCGAGAACCAUCUGCUUCUUGUGGACAUCCGUAGACCCAGUAAAAACAGCCUCUGAAUCCCGAAAAGCUAAACACAAAGUAACAAAAAUGAUAAUUAUCGUAGCAGUGCUUUUCUGCAUCUGCUGGUUGCCUCACCAUCUGGUCAUUCUUUGCUUCUGGUUUGGUCAUUUUCCCUUCAACAGAGCUACCUAUGCUUUCCGCCUGGUUUCACAUUGUAUGUCCUAUGCCAAUUCAUGUCUCAACCCCAUCGUAUAUGCGCUCAUCUCUAAACACUUUCGGAAGAGAUUCAAGCAGGUCUUCACUUGUAUGCUUACUCAGAAACGAGCACGCAAUAAAGUCCAUGCGGUACAGGCAGUCAACACAGUAGGUGGCUUUUAUGCUGCCCACACUGAGGUGACCCAAAUUCAAGAAGAUUGUGGUCGUGCAGGGAGGAUUCCAAGAGAGGAUGCAGUUGAGAGUGGAAGCCCAGGGGAGCAGUUGAGCAGUAGAACGGGUGGUGGGAAUUGGGGAAUACGUCUUCCUAAGGCUGUAGGAUUUCAAGCACAGACAACAUAAGAGAAGCUUCUAUCUAUAAAUAGUUGGUAAACAUUUUGGUAGCAGUAGAAGCACACAAGUAAUACUGCCUUACUAAAAAUGGUCUUAAUGCAGGUACUUCUACAAUUUGUCUCUGUGACCUUAAACACAAACUUUGUACCUCAAAUAUAAAAAAAACAGAUUGUAUCUUUUUUGAAACACAGACUAAUAAUGUUCUCCAAGAAACGAAUAGAAAAAAAUAUAAUGGAUGGUAAUUUUAAAAGCGUGCAUUUAUCAGGUCUAAAACAUGAUAUAAGGGUGUACUAAUCUUUGUUGACAGCCCUUGCUAUGCUGUCUUAUGAUUCUGCCUUUCAACUUAAAUUGCUAGAAUUUCUACGUUUCUACCUGGUGUUUAAGGCCUUGCAAUGUAUAAUGCUGCUAAAUAUUUCUAAUGGCAUGUAUGUGUUGAAAUCAAGUUAUAUAUUCAUCUAUUACAAAAAAUGCUUUUUUUUUUGUUGUUGAGAGGAGUACAUUUUCCUCCAGAGUCCUGUCUAGAAGGGAAAAAUUAGGAUGAAUUAUUAUCAAUUUGUUAAUUAAUUAUGUUAAAGUCCCACACAAGUCGUGUGCAGUGGGGAUUUCAUUGAUACUUAAAGUGUAUUUUGUGUACUAUUUACAUUAAAUAUGUUGAUUUGAAUCAGUGACACAUCUUACAGUUUUACCGUAACGAUUUUAAAAAUCUUCAUACGUGACUCCAAAGCCAACUGAUUUGGAAUACCAUGAAUGUCUCACAGUAGGAAAAUUUAUUUUAUUAAUAAAAUGUAUUUUUUAGGAUUUACAUAUAAGAUAUUCAAAAUGGUUUCUGCAUAUUUAAUAUAAUAAUGCAAAUAUUUUCACAUGUAAAUUGCAGAUCUCAUUAAUACACAAUAAAAAUGCACCUGCUACAAUAAACCGAUAAGCAACCCAAAAGAACAAAAUUGAAUGCUGCAAGAUUGAAAUAACUGUGUAGUUAUCCUUUAAUUUAUAUAUUCAGAUUCUUCCUACAUAUAUAAUUACUUGCAUGGCAUGCAACAUCCAUUAUAGCAUCCAUGGCAGUCACAAUGUCAAGAUAGGCCACUAUCCUGGUAUAGGACACUUUUCUUACUAACAGACUAUUGAUUGUACUGAAAAACAUUUUCAAGUCCCAUAAACGUAUAUCUCACCAGCAGUCUAGAGUGUCCUUCAAUCUCUCAUAUUGAACCGUUUGUGGAUAUCUGUGAAAGAGGCAUCUUGUGCAUUAUGGGUACAUAUU